UCAGACUUAGAGCGAAGCAGCCAGCUGAGUCUCAUUUUCAGUUUGUUUCCUUUUUUGUACAACAUUCCUCUCACGUUAUUUUUCAAAUUGAACUUUGAUGAAUGGACGAUAACAGAGAAAUAUGUAUAAGUAUAUUAUUAUUAUCGUCUUGCUUGUUGUCGCCAAUUUAUGGUGCUGCGUGGGAGAUGAUUAUUACGAGAUUCUUGGCGUAAGCAGGACGGCCGAUUUAAAGGAAAUCAGGAGAGCCUUCAAGAAGCUAGCUGUGAUAGAACAUCCUGAUAAAAACAAUGAUAACUCUGAGUCCCAUGAGAAAUUCAUUGUACUGACCAAAGCAUAUGAAACAUUAAAGGAUCCAGUUUCAAGAAAAAGAUAUGAUACCUAUGGAGAAGAAGGAUUAGAUGAUUCCAAUAAAAGGCAGUCCUAUCAAUCUUGGGGCUAUGCUCACAACAUUGAUCUUUAUAACGACAGUCCAUGGGUCGUCACUCUUGAUGAGGCUGAUUACUAUGAAAAUGUUCUUUUAUCAAAAAGAGUAUGGCUAGUCAAUUUUUAUUCUCCGAUGUGUAGCCACUGUCACACGCUUGCUCCAACUUGGGAACAAAUAGCUGAAGAGCUUGACGGAGCUGUGAAUAUAGCAGCUGUGAAUUGCGAAAAUGAAUGGCAACUUUGCCAUCAGGUUGGAAUACGAGCCUAUCCUACGAUAAUGCAUUAUGCAAAGAAUUCAAGACAGGGAGAGCGGUAUAGCGGAGAGAAAAAAUAUACAGCUCUUAUGAAAUUUAUAUUAAAUCAAUUAAGAAUAGUUAUUCCAGAAAUCGACGAGCCUUUAGUAAAUCUUAUUUAUCACGAGAGCAAGAGAAAGAAGCCUAUGUUAAUAUUCGUCUGCGGCGGAGACCGUCAUUGUUUCACAUCGCUCGAGCGUUCAAAGAUAGCAGCGAUCUUUGAAAAUACAAUUGACGUACGGAUAUGUUACUGUGACCGAAAGGAGAAGUGUAAAACUAUUUCACAGGACACUAAUAUUAUUUAUUUGUCAACCGAGGGAAGCAAUUCCUUCAAGAAUAUAGAGGAAUCUGAGGAAUUGGUAAACGAGAUAAUGCAGCAUUUACCAGAACCCGACGACCUCAAUACUGACGAACUUUUGAAUAUUAGGAAGAAUUCUGAGAAAGAUAAACUAGCUGAUUCUAGUUGGCUUUUGUGUUUUUAUAUCGGAUACAUAGACGAAUUAGAUACGAUAUUGAAAAAACUGCCGCAUGUUCUUAGCGAAGUUAAACUCGGUAAAAUAAAUUGUGGAAAAGAAUCGCGGAUCUGUAACAGCUUUGGCGUAAAUCGUUAUCCAAUGUGGGCAAUUCUAAAACCAGGAGGUGCCUUCGAAUGGCAUCACGGGCAAAAUGUACUGAACGAUAUCGUCAAGUUCUUUCACAAUAGUCAUAAAGCGACGAAUGUAUGGGCGUUAAACGCGGAUGAGAUAAAGUCGAUAAUGAGCGGGAUUAAAGAUAACGGAGCAUGGUUUCUCGAUUGGUACGCGCCAUGGUGUCCACCUUGUCUGGACUUUUUGAAACAACUUCGCAAAGCGUCGAUGGAAUUCGAUAAAUCUGUGAUACGUUUUGGAAUUAUCGAUUGCAUUGUACACCCUACAAUUUGCCAGCAGCAUAACAUUCGCUCGUAUCCGACCGCAAUGCUCGUGAACGGUACCGCUGUACACAGGUUUUCGAUGGAAAAAACCGCAGAAAAUGUUGUUCAGUUCAUUAAAGAGAUACAAAAACCAACAGUGCUAGAGUUGAACUCUCAUAAUUUCAAGAGUCACUUGGAGCAAAGGCUAGGUAAAUUCAUUUGGGUGAUCGACUAUUUCGCACCAUGGUGCGCGCCUUGCCAACGGCUGAAACCACAGUGGAUUGCCGUCGCGAAUGCUUUAUCGAUACUUUCUAAUAUAAAAAUAGCUAGUGUGAAUUGCGAAAUGGAAUCCGCUCUGUGUGGAGCUCAAGGAAUACGUAGUUACCCUACUAUAAGACUGUAUCUUAGCGAUACGAACGCAGCGAACGUGUUCGCUUCGCACAGUGGGCAACGAGAUUCGACUUCGAUAUUAACAUGGAUCACGCGCUUCCUCCCUCGCAAUGUUCGAGACUUAAAUCCAUCGAUAUUGAAAACUGAAGUAUUAAGUGAUAGGAGUAUAUGGAUCGUCGAUUUCUAUGCUCCGUGGUGUGGGCAUUGUCGACUACUCGAACCUCAGUUUGCUAUAGUCGCUGAACUACUGAGACCGAAGGCAAAAUUUGGUUCCUUCAACUGUGAAAUGUACGUACGCGAAUGUGCCGAGGCCGGAGUCAGGGCAUAUCCAACUGUGAUAGCGUAUGACACUCGAUACGGUGGAAAAAAGAUUACGAAUGGUUAUCGAAUUAAUGGGACGACGGCGGAAAGCAUGAAAGACAGCAUUUUAAACUUCCUAGCGCGCGUUAGGCAUGACGAAUUAUAGCAGUCGCAAUCUGAUACUUUUCUUUAUUUUUUAUAAUUUACUAGAUAUCGAUAUUCGGUUACAGCAUAAUAUAAGCAUUUGUACAAAAAUUGGUAUCUCGCCAUCGAUCGGCAAACAGGUGUACAGGAUGGAAUGAGUACACUUGAAGAUCUGUAUUUACGUGAUCGUAAAGUCAUUUUUAAAAGUUCGUUAUAUAUUUGCAUUAUACAAAG
Molecule: messenger RNA, 2673 nt
Organism: Ceratina calcarata
Lineage: Eukaryota; Metazoa; Arthropoda; Insecta; Hymenoptera; Apidae
Product: dnaJ homolog subfamily C member 10-like
Exons: 11
Coding region: 122-2461 (779 amino acids)
Biological process (GO): IRE1-mediated unfolded protein response
Cellular component (GO): endoplasmic reticulum lumen
Molecular function (GO): protein-disulfide reductase activity; misfolded protein binding; oxidoreductase activity, acting on a sulfur group of donors, disulfide as acceptor
Source: RefSeq, a predicted model, not a curated record